This is a messenger RNA of Dissoconium aciculare CBS 342.82, 2870 nucleotides long. Its product is annotated as S-adenosyl-L-methionine-dependent methyltransferase. Gene Ontology annotation, molecular function: tRNA (cytidine-N5)-methyltransferase activity; tRNA binding. Bases 27 to 2870 code for a protein of 947 amino acids. The transcript is spliced from 2 exons. Lineage: Eukaryota; Fungi; Ascomycota; Dothideomycetes; Mycosphaerellales; Dissoconiaceae. Gene Ontology annotation, cellular component: nucleus; cytoplasm. The record is from RefSeq and is a predicted model, not a curated record. Gene Ontology annotation, biological process: tRNA methylation.
GAUCAAUUUAUCGAACAACGUCCAGCAUGGCUCGAGGAGGCCAUAAUUCUCGCGGCGGUGGCGGCCGCGGUAAAGGACGCGGCCGUGGUGGCGGCGGUCGUGGUGGCAGAGGUGGAGGUCAACGGAAUUUUCAACCAGACAAUCGUGUUUCGUUCCAGAACAUUGACAAACGCAACGAGAAGUUUGAAAGAUACUACAACACUAUUGGCCUGCUCCCAGAUGAAACUGAGCGCGCUGCCUUCUGGGCUGCUCUUCGAACGGAAUUGCCCAACUCGUUCCGCUUCACUGGCUCCAAAGGUCAUGCCUUGAGCGUGCGCGAAAACCUGGUUACUCGCUUUUUCCCUAUGAUCAAAGAGAUUACGCAUGAAGGACGUCCAGUCGAGCUUCCGACAGCCAUGCCGUGGUAUCCGGAGGGAUUGGCCUACAGUAUGACUACCCCCAAGAAUGUCGUGCGCAAGUAUGGGCCUUUCAAGGAGUUCCAGCGAUUUCUCGUCAGUGAGACGGGUGUUGGCAACAUCAGUCGACAGGAGCAAGUCAGCAUGAUUCCGCCAUUGUUGCUGGAUGUGCAACCCCAUCACUCGGUCCUAGAUUUGUGCGCAGCCCCGGGCAGCAAAAGCGCUCAGCUGAUCGAGCUAAUCCAUGCUGGAGAAGAGGAUCGCGUCAAACAGGCCAUCGAACGUGCCAAAACAGGAGCUCCAGCGGCGAAUGGGAAUCCCGAUCUCGGCGAAGAUAGUGGGCGCGCGACUGGAAUGCUCGUCGCGAACGAUGUGAACUAUCGCCGAGCCCAAAUGCUGGUCCAUCAGGUCAAGCGAUUGAAUUCCCCGAACAUGAUCGUGAUGAACCACGACGCUACCAUGUUCCCAUCCAUCGAGCUGCCAGCGGGUUCGCAGGGCCUGAAUAAACAGGGAAAGUAUCUGAAGUUUGAUCGCAUUCUUGCAGAUGUUCCCUGCAGUGGUGACGGAACAUGCCGAAAGAAUCCGAACAUCUGGAAAGACUGGACCCCUCAAAACGGCUUGGGACUUUAUACCACUCAAGUCAGGAUCCUCGUUCGCGCGUUGCAAAUGCUAAAGGUUGGCGGCAGAGUCGUUUAUAGCACAUGCAGUCUUAACCCCAUGGAGAACGAGGCCGUGGUCUCCUCGGCGAUUGAGCGAUGCGGUGGUGUCGCGAAGGUUAAGCUGCUGGACUGCGCCGAUCAGCUUCCUGGGUUGCUUCGCAAGCCUGGUCUGAGGGACUGGAGCAUCAUGAGCCGUGGCGGUCAGAUCUACGAAUCUUGGGCUGAGGCUGUGCAAUUCGAAGGCGAGGACAGUAAAGUUGUCCCUGGCAUGUUUCCGCCAGAGGUAGAAGAGGAAAUUCCCCUGGAGCACUGUAUGCGCGUCUAUCCUCACCAACAGGAUACUGGUGGCUUCUUCAUCACCGCGCUCGAGAAGCUCGGCGAUAUUCGUGCCAAGCCUGAGCCUGAGAGCAAGUCGGGCAACAAGAAUUGGACAUUCACCAAACCCGAACCACAAUCGACUGCAUUCACGGAGCUCCUGGAAGACAUCGCAAGUGGCAAGGCAGAAGAACCAAGAACUGUGCCUGAACUUCCCAACAGUGAUGCUUCGGCAGCGCAGCGCUCCAAUGAACCUGCAGAGCCUCUCGAAACGUCAACAACGAAGCGAAGUGCCGUGGAUGAACCGAAUGACGAGCUGCCAGUGAAGAAGGCGAAGCUCGCCGACGACAUAUCUGAGGCUUCCUUGGAAGCAAAUGCAACGAGACGCGAACAUUGGCCACUUCCUCCUGCAGUAACCGACGCAGUUGAGGCUAGCGGCAAUGUCCCUGGUGCUGGCAUUGUCGGCGAUUCAGAUGACACCAUCGCAUCCCAAGGAGCGGAUGAUGUUGGAGCGGCCACAGCACAGCCUGUCCCCCCCGAAAUUGCGCAGGCGACAGUGACUCGCAGGAAGCGAGGCGACGAGUCAGUGCAAGAAGAAGCCUUCAAAUUCUUAUCGGCCACGCAUCCCGAUCUAGAAUCGAUUUACAAAUUCUACGAACUCCACUCCUCAUUUCCUCGCGAUCGAUUCCUUGUCAGGAACCCAGCUGGCGACCCCGUCAAGGGUAUUUACUACUCGUCACAGUUGGUGAAGGACAUCCUUACUACCAACGAGAAGCGAGGAAUGAAGUUCGUGCACGCCGGUGUCAAGAUGUUCAUGAAACAAGACGCACAAGGACAAGAUAUUUGUAGAUGGCGCAUCCAGACUGAGGGUCUGCCCAUCAUUGAAGGUUGGGUCGGCGAUAGCCGCGUCGUUCGCAUGUCAAAGCGCAGAACUCUUCGAAAGCUGCUGGUCGAGAUGUUCCCGAAGAUCUCGACUUACAAAGACGAGGAUGGAAACGAAACAGGCGGAUGGAAAGAUCUCAACGAGAUCGGCGAGCAAGUCCGCGACAUUGGCAUGGGAUGUUGCGUGCUGAGGGCUGAUCUUGCUCCGGAAGACAGCGAGGAUGGCUUCAGAGAACAUAUCACCCUUCCAUUAUGGCGCAGCAUGUACAGUCUCAACCUGAUGCUGCCUAAAGAAGAUCGACGGGCCAUGCUACUACGGCUAUUCAAUGAGGAGCCACCUCUCAUCAAUCACAGUGACCCAAAGCAAACCGGAUAUGAAGCUGCCUCGAAAGGAGGCGAAGCUGUCGAGAAGGACGCGGCUGCCGAGAAAGAGGAGUUGAAUGCAGAUGACGAUGAUGAUGUUGAUGCAGAUGCAAUGUCCUUGGAGCAGGACAUCAUCGCUAUUGAAGACAAGACUCAGGCAGCACGGCUUGAAGUCCUCGAGGAUGAAGACCGCAAGACCUCCGAAGCCAUGCCCGAGAGGCAAGGAGAGGGCGAUCAUUACAACAAGACUAUCUAA